ACAGGGGUAUUUCAUUUUUUUAAAGACUUGCUAAAAUAGUGAGCUUGCUGUUGUUUUGACUGGAGAAUAAACCUGCAGAAAACAGACCGCGACGUAAGGAAAAUGCAUAACGAAUAGAUGGCAAAAAUACAUUGCUAGCACAGACUCAUUGGGGGCAGGUUCUGGGCAGACUGCUAUGGGAAGAUAAAACAACAAACAGUCUUUCAGACGCCCCCCCCCGUUCUAAUAACAAAGCCACUUUUACAGCCCUCAAUAACCGGGAGUCACACCAUUGCAUUUGAUGUAAGAACCAGUUUGUUCUGCAUGACUGGGUGACGCCAGGCGCCCUCUCAUUACACACUAGCCUAAUACUAGUUUGAUUCCAACCGACUACGCACUUCUCCAGGACUGCUGAACAACCACCGUGCUGCUUUGUUUUUUUAUUCUACACGUGUCGUCAGUAUGGCUCAACUGAAGUUAUCACUUUGCGUGUUGCUGUCUAUUUUUUUCGCUUCGGUUUUGACCACAGACAGCUCCAUUCAGUUUGCGUCCGAAAGUCUCAGUUCCUCUUCGUUUCGCUCGGUGUGUAAGCCCAUCCCCAGCACACUUUCUCUGUGCCACGGCGUCGGUUACGGGGAUAUGCGACUGCCCAACCUGCUUGGGCACGACUCAUUGAAAGAAGCCCAGCAACAGUCGGCCGCCUGGCUGCCGUUGGUCUCCAAACUCUGCCAUCGGGAUACCAAGAAGUUCUUGUGCUCGCUAUUCGCCCCGGUGUGCCUACCGGAGGGGCCCGUGCGCCCCUGCCGUGGGCUGUGCGAGGCUGUGAGGGACAGUUGUCUCCCUGUGAUGAGCGCGUUCGGGUUCCCGUGGCCCGACAUGUUCAACUGCACACAGUUCCCACGCGGGGUCCAUCUCUGUAUUCCCACCACGACCCAAGACACACAGCGUGCGCGGAAGGGAGAGGAAGUGGGUCACGAGGAGGCAUCAGAGGGAACAGUGAUCUGUGACUCAUGCAGUCUGGCUGCUGAGGGGGAGACAGACAUCCAGAACAACUUCUGCAAGAGUCCAUAUGCCUUUAAACUGCUUAUCGGGAGUGUGUCUGUGGAGGGGGGUGACUGCAGGUUAGUCCCUCUGGGCCGGAGUCGCAUCCUGAGGUGGGAGGGUGGAGGCACGGAGAGGGCUGAGGGCGUCCGGGGGGCAGUGGCCUACAGUGCCCUUUGGCUGCAGGAAGGGGGUACCUGCACCUGUCCUGCCCUGGAGGAGGCACAUGGGGGAGGGGGGAAGGGGUCCGUGGCAGGGGUGUGGUACCUGGGCCUUGCUGACAUACAGGAGGGCAGGUUGAUCCUCUCUAGCCUUGUGAGAUGGAGGAAGGGGGACAAAGAACUAAAGAAGUUCAUCAGGAGACUGCUCAAACAACCCUGCUGAUGAUGUCUUCAAACAAGCAUAAAGAGACUUUCCAAUUUGGCCAAUUGGAUGCGUAUGAGAGGACACCACAGCCCUGUUACAUGUCAGCCUCUUGGCCUAGACCCUAUCCCUUCAAUAUCCCUUUCAUAUCCCUUCAAUAUCCCUUUCAUAUCCCUUCAAUAUCCCUUUCAUAUUCAUAUCAUCUAGCUCUGGAGAAGUUGUGCCUUCAUCAUAGGGCUCCAGAGUGACUCAGGGGUUUAAGAUACUGCAUCUCAGUGCAAGAGGUGUCACUACAUUCCCUGGUUCGAAUCCAGGCAGAAUCACAUCCGGCCGUGAUUGGGAGUCUCAUAGGGUGGCACACAAUUGGUCCAGUCGUCUGGGUUUGGUUGUCAUUAUAAAUAAGAAUUUGUUCUUAACUGACUUUCCUAGAUAAAUAAAGGUUAAAUAAAUAAAAAUAAGAAUAAUUAAGUAUCUACCCAGUCUGUUCAGAUCUACGAAGACCUGCUAGGCAGAAGAGAGACUAUCAGAGGACCAGUGUGUUUGUUUGGAUCUAUGUUCUGGGCACCUGUCACAUAUUCAUUAUUAAGUGUAUUAAAUUCUGAAUAUUAUUAUUAUUUUUUAAAUCAAAUGUGAGAACAUGAUUGUGAUUUGUGUGAGCCGAGUGAGGACACAGUUACCAGUGAGGCACAGAGCAGCAUUAGUUCCAUUCAAAGCAGAGUAUUAUUGGCUGAUAGUAACAUCAGAGACUGCUGUGUGUAAUAAACAUUAUUUUGAGCUGUAAAUACUGCUGUCACUAUUAUUUUCUGUGCAUUUGUGUUUUCUGGAUCCUUCUGUUUGUAGGAAGAGACAAACCUGACUCUAGACUCACACCACACAUGUGUCUGUACACCUAAUCCACCCAUGUCUGUCUGUCUCUCACCCCCCUGUUUCUCUCUGCCCUCCUCCAUCGAGUGUCUUGACUCAACAUAUGAAGGAACUUUCCCUGGAGCCUACCAGUGAUGUAUUGCUGUAUGUUUAUAAUGACAUAAUAGUCAAUAAUAAUGUGUGAGAAACGAUGGAGUGGGGCUGGGGAGGGGUACUAUGGCCACACCUGUUUUCUGUGAAUAAAACAAACGUGCCUCAGGUUAUCAAUGAAUAAUUCAGAAGGCCAACUUCCUUACUACAUACACACUCUGCCCUCACCUGUGGAGCUCUGACUACAGACACACACUAACCUUUUUGCAUUUCUCAUAUUUGACAAACUCAUCUCUGGGCAGAUGAGUCUUGUUUUUGCUGUAUGGCGGUUUUGUGGGAGAGAAUAUACUUUUUACAAGAGGUUUGUGUUAUGGUAGGUUGAGUUGUAGUAGUUCAAUGUAGCGUUGUUUGUCAGUGAGGUGAGAGAAUCUCCUGUCACUCAGCGUAAAACUCUAGUAACUGCAGUAUGGUGUUGGCCCGGAGGAACAGCUGUGUAUGUUGGUUAGCUUGCUGGUCUAUAAGUACAGAAUGGACUGUAAUGGGUGUUUGUGUAAUUGAGGAAGAGUUUCUGAUCUUUUUUAAUGAAUAGUAUGUGCGCUGGUAGUCUCCCUUCUGGUGUGUGUUUAGAUGUGUGUUAGUGUGUACCUACUGUAUGUGUGUGUUUCUCCUUGCAGCAGUACUAUGGUGUCUGGUGCCAUAAUGCUGGCCUUCCUCCCCCUGGUGUUGACUUAUUCCCUACUACUACUACUUUGUUGUUCUACCGGGCGGUGCUGGUGAGGAUGUGAUAUGACUGUAAUACUAGGCUGAGCCGGGAAGAGAGGGCCUUUCAGUAUGUUCUGACCCAAGCCACCCCCGGCGACCCAGAAAGCAUCCUGAAAACCUUUGACCUCUGGUGCAGCAAGGUGGAGUUCAGCAGCAGUAUCAGCCCCAAGAAAGGUGACCCCACCUGACUCAAAUUCUUCUCCCUCUCUUCUCCAUCCACAUUUGCCUGUCUGACCACCGGAUUAUUUUCCGAGCACUGCCCUCCGACAGUGCUGGGUUCCCACUGUGGAUACAGCACACAGUGCGUAUCGCCUGGGCACCAGGCUCUACAGUGUGGAAAUGGAUGCAAGAAUCACUGCCAUAGCAGAGGUCACACGAGGCUUCGAAGAUGACACAGUGAGAGAGAGACACACAUAUCUAUUACUAAGACAUGCAAGGUUGGGUACAACUUACUUGUGGUUUUGUUGUCUGAGCCUCCUGCUGCCUUGACCCUCCUUAUCUCCUGCUGCCUUCUGCGUAGUGCCCCCUGCUGGUUGAAUAUCGCUCAGACAGCAUCUGACAUGUUUUAUACAAGUCUGUGUGGCAUCAAUAAAUCCAUUACAUACAUUA
Messenger RNA from Oncorhynchus keta (chum salmon), 3708 nucleotides. Its product is annotated as secreted frizzled-related protein 2-like. Lineage: Eukaryota; Metazoa; Chordata; Actinopteri; Salmoniformes; Salmonidae. Gene Ontology annotation, biological process: negative regulation of canonical Wnt signaling pathway; canonical Wnt signaling pathway; non-canonical Wnt signaling pathway. The coding region runs from base 442 to 1404 and encodes 320 amino acids. Gene Ontology annotation, molecular function: Wnt-protein binding. The transcript is spliced from 3 exons. The record is from RefSeq and is a predicted model, not a curated record.